GUUUAAGGAACCGGUCUGUGUCUGUUCUGUUUGCAAACACAGCAUCAGCAUCAUCCACUUUUCCUAUUUUCACAUUUUUCCGCGCCACUCGAUCUAUGCCCAAGAUUUCGGCGUUUGAGCCUAUCACCGGUAACAUGGACAACCAAAACGGCAACUCAAAUAGAAACAGAUCGAGGUCUCCUAUCAGAGACAGGCCUGUGAAGCGUGAAAGGCGCCGCAGUGGCAGCCCGGAACGGGGCAGGAGACGAGGCGGCAUCCAGGAGCGCAGAGUUCACAUUUCCAACAUUCCCUACGAGUUCCGUUGGCAAGAGCUGAAGGACCUGUUCAGAGAUGAAGUUGGUGAGGUGGCUUUCGUUGAAAUCUUCGACUCUCCUAAGGGCACUGGUAUCAUCGAGUUCAACUCACCAGACUUGGCAAGAAAGGCUAUUGAGAAGAUGCACCGGUUUGAGGUACGUGGCCGCAAGCUUGUGGUCAAGGAGGAGACAGGUGACGAGCCAAGAAGGGCCAGGAGUCCUCGCAGGAACAUGAACAAUGAGGACAGAGGUGGCGGUAGCGGCGGUGGUAGUCGCUGGAACUCCAACAACGAGCAACGCAGUGGCUCUCCUGAAGGCUGGGGAUUCACUUACGGACUCAGCCCGGCCUUCCUUGAGUCGCUUGAUAUCAAGGGACCCCUGGUCAACAGGGUUUUUGUUGCUAAUCUUGACUACAAAGUUGACGACAAGAAGCUGGAAGAGGUGUUCAGCUUGGCUGGCAAAGUUAUCCGCGCCGAAAUCAACAAGGACAGGGAUGGCAAGAGCAGGGGACACGGAGUUGUGGUUUUCGAUCACCCGGUUGAGUCCGUGCAAGCAAUCUCCAUGCUGCACCAGCAAAUGCUCUUCGACCGCUCCUUAAUUGUCCGCAUGGACCGGGUCAACGACAAGCCGGAAAACAACAUGCCCAGACUGCCUGAUGGGUUGAAGGGAAUUGGCAUGGGGUUGGGCGAGAAUGGCCGAGCACUAACUGAUGUUUCAAGAAGCAUUCCAAUGCAUAUUCAAAACGCUCAAAUACAGAAUAUGAAUAUGGCCAACCCUGUCAACCAAAUGGGUGGAACAGCGAUGGGACCAGGACCAAAUAUGGGAAUGAACAUGCCAAACAUGGCAGCAAGCAUGACCGGCAUGAACUUUCCAAACGCAAGUGGCCAAAUGGCCAACCUGAAUAUGCUGCCCAACAACCUGCUUGCCAGCCUAAGCUCUGGAAACUUGGGCAGCCUGCUGACCGCGCUCGGCCAGACGGGGGCCACGCCUGACCUGGCUGUGGCGAUGGCUAGCGCUGCCGGGCUGGGGCCUAACGCCACCAUGGGCGCCGCCGGAGGCAUCGGGGCCGCAGGGGGCAUAGGCCCUGUGACGGGAAUGGGAACUGCUGGGGUCAUGGGCCCCAACGGAGGCAUGGGCCAAGCGGUGGGCAUGGGUCCGACCGGAGGUCUCUCUAGCGGCGCCGGGCUCGCUGGCCCCGCACCCACCACGAAUUUGGGAAGCACGGCACCCAGUGGAAUGCCGGGAUAUAGCACCGGCAGUGUGCCCACCAACUCCUACUCGACUGGUCCUCAAGUGUCUGGGUCAAUGAGUGCUGCGGGAACGCCAUCUGGCUUUGGAGGCGGCUCUGGAAACGGUGCAGCCAGCUUUGGAGGAAGCAAUUCCGGCGGCGGCGGCAGCAACGACCGCUAUGGAAGAACCCCGCAGAGCUCUGGAGGCGGCGGCUACAGCUCUGGAAACCAGGCUUCGUACGGAGGCAGAAACUAUGACAUCAACUCGCCCUACCAGGGCAUGGACGACAGCAUGGAGUUCCGCAACCAAGUUGACAUUGCGCUGGACGUUUUUGAUGGGGGGUACAACACUGGCCAGGGAAGACCCAAUGAUGGAGCGUCGCCUGUGAAGCCAGAGUCUGAUACAAUCGUCAUCAGGAAUCUUCCUCCGUCGGUGACCUGGCAGCACCUGAGAGACAAGUUCAGGGAGUUUGGAGAUGUCAAGUUUGCUGAAAUCCGAAACAAGGAUACGGGCUUUGUCCGCUUCAACGCCCACAGAGAAGCUGUGCGAGCCAUGAAUGCCAUGAACAGGGCGUGCAUCGAAGGUCGCACCAUUGAAGUGUCGCUGUUCUAAUAAGGUAAGCCAGACUCACGCACAUACGUUCACACUCCUCGUCUUCUCACUGAGCUCACUAAGGUACUCUGGUCUUGACGCUGCGUUUAUUUUGCCAGUUGUGUAGAGGUGAUUCAGUCCGGCUGCGAUUUGCUUUUGGUUCAAUCCCGUCAUCACGCUCGUCGAUCCAAACAGUGAUUUUUUGCUCUCGGUUCAAACUCGAGAGACACCAAUCUGGACGAGAAGAGGAUGGCGGCCUUGGAAUUCUCGGUUUCCCACGGUUGUUCGCCAGUCGGAUUGUUUCACGUGCGCCGCUGCUCAGCGUUUUGAUUCCUGCAAAGCUGUCAAGUGGUGUUUGUCAGCUCCAUAACAUUUACUUCUGGAUUUUGUGUCUGUUGGCCAGUUUGAUGCAGUUGAUUUCGCUGGAACUUCACCUUAAUCAUUAUGACAUACAAGAAGGAACAAAUUAUUGUAUAAUUUAAUAGGGAGUGUUUAACUGUGUAGAUUAUAUAAGUAGCGAUUAGUUCGUUUGAAUAAAGCGGAGUUAUUAACCUCUUGAAUCAAAAUUUUCACAAUUCGUGUCUGCGUAAAGGUAAAUUGAUUGAAAUCUCGUUUUGAUUUGCUUUUGAAAUUAUUUCGGAGAAGCCACAAGUUAAUUUUAUCUAAGACCCAAUAUUCACUGGUUUGUCAAAAUUUAUAUCCAAUUCUUAAUACAAGUAUAUACUUAAGAAGCCAAUGUUGUCACGUUUAAACCCCAUUUAAAAAUCUGGCAGAACAAAAUGUAGAAUCUGCAGAGUGCUUCCCAAACGUGUAAACGGUAUCCUUUGAGGAUUUGGACUUUUCUGAUGCUUUGUGCGAGUGUUGUGGAGUCGAACAGGUGGAAGCGGCGCUGCCAAGGUGGAAGGAAGAGGAUGUCUAUCUGGGCCCUGGGCAGCUACAAGGUUUUGCCUCUGCUGGUUCGGACGGCGGAAAUUUUGGCUCGGCUGGGCGUUGGUCCAAAAGAGUGGUAAGAAACUCUGAUAUAAGUCUUUCUCUCCCUUUUUAAGAUGACGGUUGCCAACACCUACGGUCUAGAGUUUACAAUCGAAGGCAGCGUGGAAAACUUGGAUGGUAUUGUUUCGGUCACGAGCUUGUACAGUCGGUCUGUUUAAUUGAGAUUCAGGAACUUUGGGUUUACUCUUACUCUUGCUGCCAAAAUGCGAGUCCUUCAACGAGGGUAAAAAAAGUUUGAGGAUUUAUCUUGUUGGAAUAAACCAAAUUCUUUUAGACAUGGUGAGUGGUUGUAGUUUAUACAAUAUUUUCAUUUGUGCCGCAAAAAAAUUGCCUGUCCUAUCACUGUUGCUAUUGUAAGAAAUGGCUGCAGACGGCUUACCAGAAUUGGCCUAUCUCCCUUUCAGACAACUAUGGAUUUUAGAUCUCAAAACCAGACACUUGUUCAGGGAAACGUCAGUAUGAUAUUGAACCUCAUAAUAUUUAGAUGAGUAAGAAAGUGCCUUCUUCCAAUUUUACCGCCAGUAAAUAUGGCCAGGAGCCAUUUUUAACAAAAGCAGUGAUUAUUUAACCAAUAUUCCGUGGCACAAAAGAAUUCACACUGAACUAUUAUUUUAGUUUAUUCAAUAGAACAAAACGCAAAUUCAAGUGUUUUUUUACCAGCAGUUUGUUUUGCACUGCUAUCUAAUUACUGUUAAGCUGGAUAGACCGACUGUUCUCUGUCUUGAUCUGUCAUUAAGAAGAAAACUGGAAACAACGGAAAAUCCUGUCUAAUUCAUUUUCCUGGUCUAUAUUCAAAAGCCUCUCUUAAGGUCCCGGCUAGAAAACCACAUUAAAAAUUUACAAGGCCUGUUGAAUUGCUUUUCAUCAGUUCUGACAACAGUAUGCGUUCAUGAACGUCUUGAUUAUUGAAUGAUACGCCAAAACGCGGAUGACAUCGCAUGCAGGAAAUAUCAAUCAGAUCUACCCGAACUCUUUUCUUCCUUUUCCUCCUUCUCUAGGUCGCAGAGGACUUUACAUUUAGUAUUUUCCUAUCUCUUGAAGAAUAUCUAGUGUGUUGAUCUCUAAACGCAAUGCAUUUGCAACGAAUUUUCACCACAAGGCUUAGCCUGCCAACAAAGGGAAAUUCAUUCAGUCUUAAAAAAUGCAAUAUUAAGUGAAUUUUUUCAUGUCCUGAAAGGCAGUGCAUGAACGGAAAAUAAUGUGUAGUUUUCCGGUUUUAAUUCGCACAAACUUCAAUUGAUAUAUCUUUCUAAAAAGAGGAAGGGUCAAGAGAGUUGCCUUGUUGUUUGGGAGAUGCUGUUUGGAAAAUAAAUCGAUUUUGGCUUUUUAAUUGUUGAUUGCAACAACUGAUAAAUUUUCCUUUCCACAGGUUGAGUCUACUCUUUCACGAGAGCAUACCUUGAACUAAUGAAAUGAGGCGCCAACUCCAAGAGCAAAAUUGGAGUCGGAAUGCUGUUAAAGAAAAAUUCAGGUCGGGCCUGAAAUCAGUCUAUUCCCCUGGCAUCAUCGGUUAAGCCUGGAUCGAGCUUGUCGAUGGAUGCAAAUUAUGAAGGUCCUCUAAAUGUACAACAGGAACAGGAGCAAACAUCUUGAUUUACACCAGAAGUAAUUUAACCGAGCUUUUGCUCAAUAUCGUAUUUUCCUGGCUUUUAAGGAGGAAUGAACACAACAGAUCAAACCAAACAUAUUGUAUUGUAAUAUAAUGACAAUAAAAUCUCAAGAUUUAUAAUUAGAGUAA
Cloeon dipterum is the source of this 4845-nucleotide messenger RNA. RefSeq names its product myelin expression factor 2-like. Lineage: Eukaryota; Metazoa; Arthropoda; Insecta; Ephemeroptera; Baetidae. Gene Ontology annotation, cellular component: cytoplasm; nucleus. The transcript is spliced from 13 exons. Bases 96 to 2135 code for a protein of 679 amino acids. The record is from RefSeq and is a predicted model, not a curated record. Gene Ontology annotation, molecular function: mRNA binding.